GGGCGCACAUCUGGGCGGGGCGGGGCGCACAUCUGGGCGGCGCUGGCGGGGCGGGGCAGGCGAGCAGUGACUUCGGCGGGGCCGGCGCGGAGCAUCCCACAGGCGGUGCGAGAGGAGUCCCGAGCCCAGCCGAGCCGACACCAUGCCCAAGUGUCCCCGCUGCCAGAAGGAGGUCUACUUCGCCGAGAAGGUGACUUCUCUGGGGAAGGACUGGCACCGGCCCUGCUUGAGAUGUGAGAAGUGUAACAAGACCCUGACGUCUGGAGGCCAUGCAGAGCACGAUGGCAAACCCUACUGCAACCACCCCUGCUACGCUGCCUUGUUCGGGCCCAAAGGGUUCGGCCGGGGAGGAGCUGAGAGCCACACGUUCAAAUAAGCCUCAGGUCUGACGUCCAGGAUUCCCAGCACAACCUGAAGACAGCACAAAUACACCGCAACAGACAUGCAUUUUUGUUUUUAAUUCACCCUGUACUAGACUAGCACGUUCAAAGCAAUAAGUAACCAAGGCUGGGCUGGUGUGGAGAGAGGCUGUGCUCCAGAUGGAGUGAGGCCAGGGUGGGGACGUUGGGUUGCCCUGCCGGGUAGGAAAUUUGGCUGAUAUUGCUGAAGGCUGCCUGGAGAGGAGACCGCGCCCUUCCAGCCAAAGCCUAGCUCUGCUUCAGGCAUCCAGCUCUCGUGGCUGGGCCCACAGUUGUAUUCUCAGUCUUUAAUAAAUGAAAAGAUGCUUUC
Onychostruthus taczanowskii (white-rumped snowfinch) is the source of this 729-nucleotide messenger RNA. RefSeq names its product cysteine rich protein 1 (gene CRIP1). Gene Ontology annotation, biological process: regulation of gene expression; intrinsic apoptotic signaling pathway in response to DNA damage. Gene Ontology annotation, molecular function: zinc ion binding. The record is from RefSeq and is a predicted model, not a curated record. Lineage: Eukaryota; Metazoa; Chordata; Aves; Passeriformes; Passeridae. Bases 143 to 376 code for a protein of 77 amino acids. The transcript has 5 exons.